CUGUCACUGAUGAGAUAUGAGUACGUCAUGAGUGGACUGUGGCAAGUCUAUAGUCACACUCAGACCACUAGAGCAGAGAAGAUUUAUGGUGACCAAUUAUUUCUUUGUUCGGAUAGGUGUGUAUUGCUGAUGAGACUGACAGGAGUGGACUCCAGCCAGUCUACAAUCACAAUCCAACCACUAGAACACAACAAGAGGUUGCAUUCAAACCAGGGAUUCUUUUUAGGUAUGGCUAAUAGUACAGAGCCAUUGGCGCUGCUACUUGCAAUAAACGCUGAUCACCUCUUUCAUAUACACAGACUUCCACAGUUGCUGUCUUGCUAGGCUUCAUCUUCCUUCCGAUUCCAUCACCAUUACAGUAGACAAAGAUGAGUAGAACACUUUCUAUAGCUGUCCUCCUGCUCUCUCUUCUGAGUCCUGCAACUGAUAUGGCCACGGCUUCGGCUUGGGAUGACAAGGAUUUCUUCAAACACUGUCCACCGUCCUGGUGCAGCAAAGAUGGACCUGAAAUCCGGUUCCCACUCCGGCUUGAAUCUAGCAAUUCAUCAUCAUCAUGUGGUGCAACAUGCGCGAAGAUAACAUGCUCUGGUCAAGACACCAUCCUGCUUCACCCACUUCUUGGCCCAUGCAAAGUGACCGCCAUAGAUUAUAGCCGUGCUGCCUUCAGCAUCGUCCCACUCGUAGACUCCUGCCCGCUUCAAAAGCUCAUCUCCAUAAAUCUAACAGCCAUAGCUGAUGUCGAUCGUUGUGCACUAUACGAGUCCACACCUGGAAAAUUAGUACAUUGUUCAAGUGUGUUUACACCAAGUGGCACUGCUGAAUUUGCAGGUGGCAUAUAUCCCAAGAAUACUGCUGAUAAUAUUUUCGGCCCAAUCUCUUGCUUUAGCAACCAAAGUCAGUUUGCAUAUUUUGUGAUGCCUCGCCUAUACAUGUAUGUGCUUCCCUUGGACUGCAAGGUCAUCUCACAUGGCAACAUUCCGAUACCCAACCCAUCAACAUCCAUGCAUGACCCUACAUUCAAGCAAUUGGUGGAAACAAUAACCAAUUUUGCUGAAACAACUGCUACUUGGGAGAAUGCUAAUUGGGAUAACUAUGGAAGCAUUCCCAGUAGUUGCACACGAUGUGAACUUCAAGGGCGACCCUGCGCAUUCAGCUCAAAAAGGCACCAAGUGUUCUGCAUGGAUAAGAGACCUCACGGCUCACGUGUCAAAGUCAUUGCAGCUACAUCAUCUGUAACCGCAUUUAUAGUUCUUUCGGUGAUGGUGGCCACAACGAUCUAUCUGUCCUUGAAGUCAAGGUAUAAUGAAGAGAUAAAUAUGAAGGUUGAAAUGUUUCUCAAGGCAUAUGGCACAUCGAAACCCACAAGGUACACUUUCCCUGAAGUUAAGAAGAUAGCAAGACGAUUCAAGGAUAAACUAGGCCAGGGUGGAUUUGGAAGUGUAUACAAGGGAGAGCUAUAAAAUGGAGUUCCUGUGGCAGUCAAGAUGCUAGAGAAUUCUACAGGAGAGGGGGAGGAAUUCAUCAAUGAAGUUGCAACCAUUGGACUGAUCCACCAUGCAAAUAUCGUUCGCCUCUUAGGUUUUUGCUCCGAAGGAAGUAGACGGGCUCUUAUUUACGAAUAUAUGCCUAACGAGUCACUGGAGAAAUACAUAUUCUCGCAUAUUUCCAAUAUUUCUCAACAGCUCCUUGCACCCAACAAAAUGCUAGAUAUUGCUCUAGGCAUUGCCCGAGGAAUGGAAUACCUGCAUCAAGGGUGCAACCAGCGGAUUCUCCACUUUGACAUCAAGCCACACAACAUCCUGCUGGACUACAACUUCAAUCCAAAGAUCUCAGACUUUGGCCUUGCCAAGCUGUGUGCAAGGGACCAAAGCAUUGUUACGCUCACAGCAGCCAGAGGCAC
Molecule: messenger RNA, 1900 nt
Organism: Triticum urartu
Lineage: Eukaryota; Viridiplantae; Streptophyta; Magnoliopsida; Poales; Poaceae
Source: RefSeq, a predicted model, not a curated record